Messenger RNA from Catharus ustulatus (Swainson's thrush), 1854 nucleotides. RefSeq names its product metabolism of cobalamin associated B (gene MMAB). The transcript has 9 exons. Gene Ontology annotation, molecular function: corrinoid adenosyltransferase activity. Lineage: Eukaryota; Metazoa; Chordata; Aves; Passeriformes; Turdidae. Bases 1 to 666 code for a protein of 221 amino acids. The record is from RefSeq and is a predicted model, not a curated record.
AUGUGGCGGCGGGCGGCGGUGGCGGCGGGACGGGGGAUGGCAGGGCGGCGGUGGCGGAGCGGGGCGGGCAGCCCCGACCGCGCCGCUGCCGAGCGGGCCCCGAGGAUCUACACGAGGACAGGAGACUCAGGAUUCUCCAGCACCUUCACCGGGGAGCGGCGGCCGAAGGGCGACCGGAUCUUCGAGGCCCUGGGAGCCACGGACGAGCUGAGCUCGGCCAUCGGGCUGGCUGGUGAGUUUAGCAGUGAAAAGGGCCACACGUUUGUUGAUCAACUUCAUAAAGUCCAGUGCAUGCUGCAGGAUGUGGGCUCCAACCUCGCCACGCCGCUCUCCUCAGCCAGGGAGGCUCACCGGAAACGAACAUCGUUCAGCGACAAGCCCGUCCUGGAGCUGGAGCAGUGGAUUGACAGUUACUCAGAGCAGCUCCCUCCCCUCAGAGCCUUCAUCCUGCCCUCUGGAGGCAGGAGCAGUGCUGCUCUCCACUUCUCCCGAGCCGUGUGCCGCAGGGCUGAGCGGUGCGUGGUGCCUUUAGUCCAAGCAGGGGAAGCAGAUCCAAACGUGGCCAAGUAUUUAAACAGGCUCAGUGAUUAUCUCUUUGUCCUGGCACGUUAUGCUGCAAUGAAGGAAGGGAAGGAAGAGAAAAUCUACAUAAAACCUGAGCCAUAGCUGGGAGUUGGAAUGGUUUUUCCUUGAUGAUGGAAAACUAAAUCCAGUUGACUGCUUUUGUCCAUCAAGGGAGGGAGAGAGAACAAGCCUGGACUGGAAAUGGGAGCUGCCAAGGAUUUCCAUGUGAAAUAAGCAGGACCUUGUUGAUAAAUCCUGAGAGGAACAGAAUCACAGAAUAACCUGAGUUGGAAGAGACCCAAACACACUUGUUGUUCCCUGGGCCUGGUCCACACAUCCCAUGUGGGGACAGUUCUGGAGUCACUGCUUCUCCCAGGUGGGAGAUGAGGCAGGAGAAUUCCAGUCACAUUUUGGAGAUGCCUUCAUUUCCCUGGGCUGCAGCAGGUGCUGUGGGAAGGCUCUGACAGGACUCUGAGGGAUGAUGAAGGGAAAACAAUCAGCUCCUCCUUUGAAGUCACAGUGCUCAUAUGGAGCAGCAGCUGGAGGCAUUUGGGAAUUGUGUCCACAGCUCUGAAAUAAUAAAUGUGAGUUUCCUUGUACCAAAGGACCACAAACUGUCACAUUUUAACACCGAGCCCUGUGCGCUUUGCUGCUCCAAGUCCUUUCCAAUCCAUCAGCUCUGGCUGGAGCUGAGCUGUACAGAUUUACAGGAAUGCACCAAGAAUUCCUUGGCUCUGGCUGCCUGUUGUGCAUGUGAGGAAUGUCUCUGUGCUGACACUCCAGUGCAUCCUCUGCCAGGAGCAGGGCUCACAGGAUGGAGGGGGUGAAGCAGGAAGGCCAAAUCCCAGGCUCUGUGUGCUGGGCUUGUCUCCAUGUGGAGCUGUCCCUUGGAAUGGUGGGACCAGCUGCAGGAACAGCUGGAGGAGCAGAGCCCAGGCUUUGGGAGCACUCAGAGCACUGAGGUUGCAGGAAGAGGGGUUGGGAUGAGGAACAACACCCCAAAGGUUGCUCCCAGAGUGUCUGUGCUGACCCUGGAACAGAACCCUUGGCAGAGCUCACACCCACAUCACACAGACAAUUCCAGCUCUGCACUCAAGUCCAGCUUGGGAACAAAACUGGGAAGAAUCCCUGGUGGUGUAAUCUUCCCCCUGGGAAUGCUGUGGGCUGCAAGGUGGUGAUGCCCAUCCAGGGCUUGUCCUGCUUUUAGUGGGGUAACUUUUAAAUCCAUCCUGCCCCUUCCCCAGUUGAAUUAUUCGAGUAGAACCAACCUUAAACUUGUUCUCCAAAGAA